GUAUUAAGGUAAAAUGAGGUGAAUUCAAAAUGUUUGUAAAGACACAUAACGCGGUGUUAUUGAUUUGAGAUUCAAAUUUGAGAGAUUCCAACGGUAAAGUAAUUUUCAUUCGCUCGUUCUCUGCGAACUGCAUCAUCCAUCGUGUUUCUCUUCCAAACCUCAAUGGUUACUCUCAAGGUAAAAUCCAGAUUGGGCUCAACACGACCCUCUGAAUCGCGUCCAACUGUGGGUGGUGGUAAGAAUUUCAAGGUUUUUUCCGAAAAUGAUCGGAUUCAAGUUGGUGAUGGGUCUACCAUGACAUCUGUGAGAGAAGUUGGCGCAGCUUCAAGAAAGAGUGCUAUAGCAGCUAAUAAAGGGGUUAUAUCGAAUGCUACCAGUAACUCAAAGGGUGAUUUCAAAAGCAUGGAGAAAAGUAGCAAAACAUAUGGAGCUUCUGGAAAUAUGAAUGCGAGAAAGGCAUUGACUGAUGUUACCAAUGCUCAAGGAAGCUCUACGACAGCUGCUAAGCGUAAUAUCUCCAAAAUUAAGGUUUCAGCAGGUUCAAAAACUAAAACAGUGGGCAUCCCUUUGAGGAAAUCUUUUACGGUUAGAGAAAUAAGAAGUCCUAGUCAUGGUGGAGUUCAAUUAGAUGCUCCCAGUGGAGGUUUAAGGGUUUCUUUAGGUGAUCGGAAGAAUAGUUCAUCAAAUGGAGGUCAACCAGUUGCCACAAAGGAUAGGUUUGCAAGGAAGCCUAUGUUACCUACAACUACAAGCACUUCAAGGAAGUCUCUGCCAGUUACAGGUUUAAGAGCUUCUUUAGGUGAUCAGAAGAAUAGUUCAAAUGGAGGUCAAUCAGUUGCCACAAAGGAUAGGUUUGCAAGGAAACCUAUGUUACCUACAACUACAAGCACUUCAAGGAAGUCUCUGCCAGUUCCAAGGAGGGUAAACAGGGUAGAGAUGAAUAACACAAAGGAAAAUGCUGGAAGUUCUGAAACAGCCAAUGGCCAAAGGGGUCUUCCAAGUAAGCUAACAACAGGAAGAAGAGUUAGUUCCCAACUAACUAAUGCAAGGAGCAAUCUAUGGAAGACUAGAGUUAGUGAUGGCUUUGUUCAAAUGGUUACAAGUAAUGCUUACCAAGUCUCCUCAAGAAAAUCCGUCAAGCCUGUUGUUAAGACCACAGUCAAGGCUUCUACAUCUCAGAGGACUCUCAAAUCUAAAUCCAUAUCAGGCCAGAACAAAUCAAAACCAACUAGUACAAUUGCCUCUAAGGAUGAGGAAAAAGUUACUUCGUCUCUUUCUGAUAACAGUUCAGUGGUCUUUUCCAAUGAUGCAAAUCAAAGACAUCAACCAUCUGAUGGGGAGUGCAGUCUGAAAAUAGAUUUAUCAGAGUUGAUUCCUGAGAAUAAUUUAGUUGUCAUCUCUGAUGACACAAAUCAAAGACAUCAACCAUCUGAUGGGGAGAGCAGUCUGAAAACGGAUUUAUCGGAGUUGAUUCCAAGAAAAAGUUCCAGCCGUCGGAAAUCUUAUACAACUUCAUUAAUGGAAAAAUCUAAGAUUCUCAAGGAAAAUGGUGAAGUUAGGGAGCAGGAUAACCUACCAAGUAUAGACGAUGAAUGUAAUCAUCUAGAAGUUUCUGAAUACAUCGAUGCUAUAUAUCAGUACUAUUGGGUUACUGAGGCACAUAGCCAAGCUCUAUCAAAUUACAUGUCAAUUCAGACAGAGAUUACUCCUCAUAUGCGGGGAGUAUUGGUCAACUGGCUAAUUGAGGUGCACUUCAAAUAUGAUUUGAUGCCCGAAACACUAUAUCUGACAGUGACAUUGUUGGAUCAAUAUCUGUCCCAAGUGCAUAUAAAAACGAGUGAUAUGCAGUUAGUUGGUCUUACAUCACUUUUGUUGGCAUCAAAGUAUGAGGACUUUUGGCAUCCAAGGGUAAAGGAUUUGAUUAGCAUCUCAGCUGAGUCGUAUACAAGAGAUCAAAUGCUUGGAAUGGAAAAGCUUAUUCUUAGAAAAUUGAAGUUCCGUCUUAAUGCUCCCACUCCUUACGUUUUUCUGAUAAGGUUUCUCAAGGCUGCACAAUCAGAUAUGAAGCUUGAACACAUGGCAUUCUUUCUCAUUGACCUAUGCUUAGUUGAAUAUGAAGCUUUAGCGUUCAAGCCUUCAUUACUAUGCGCAUCAGCUCUCUAUGUCGCGCGCUGUACACUGCAAAUAACCCCAUCAUGGACACCGCUACUUCAAAAGCAUGCACGUUAUGAAGUUUCACAGAUCAGGGAUUGUGCUGAUAUGAUACUGAAAUUCCAUAAAGCUGCUGGGAAGGGAAAGUUAACGGUGGCUUAUGAAAAAUAUUCCAGAAAGGAGCUCGGUGGGGUUGCAGCAGUUAAACCGUUGGAUAGACUUCCCCGUUGAUUUGACUUGUACUGGAGAAUUAUACUUCUGUAAUAUAGUGUCAGAUUCUUCUCCUCUUUGAAUGUAGUAACCUCUUCAUUUUUUUGUUCUUGAGGUUUUUAUAGCUGAAAUCCUUUUACCAGGUUGGAUUCUCACACAACCUUAGUUCCAGCUAUAAAAGUUAGGUUUUAUCAAAAACAUAUUGUUUGGUAGGAUACAUGAGGUUAAUACUUUCUUAUAACUUCAAUCAAUUAAAAGAUAAUAUGAACAUCUGUUUUCAUUGUGCACCA
This is a messenger RNA of Medicago truncatula (barrel medic), 2651 nucleotides long. Its product is annotated as putative cyclin-B3-1. The record is from RefSeq and is a predicted model, not a curated record. The transcript has 25 exons. The coding region runs from base 163 to 2382 and encodes 739 amino acids. NCBI's taxonomy places the organism in Eukaryota, Viridiplantae, Streptophyta, Magnoliopsida, Fabales, Fabaceae.